Messenger RNA from Daucus carota subsp. sativus, 1055 nucleotides. Its product is annotated as ethylene-responsive transcription factor ERF071. The transcript has 2 exons. Gene Ontology annotation, molecular function: DNA-binding transcription factor activity; DNA binding. Gene Ontology annotation, biological process: regulation of DNA-templated transcription; ethylene-activated signaling pathway. Bases 202 to 891 code for a protein of 229 amino acids. The record is from RefSeq and is a predicted model, not a curated record. Lineage: Eukaryota; Viridiplantae; Streptophyta; Magnoliopsida; Apiales; Apiaceae.
AAAAUACUAUUCCAACGACUAGUUGAACUAUACUACAAAGAAUAGGCAAAACCCACGAAGCUGGCUUCACCAGCUGUACAAAUACACAUUCACUAUAUAAACCAUCAAGUCCUUGUUAUCAUAUUCAUAUUCAGUCUUUCUUCUCAUAGCUUCCGUCUUGCAUAUCAGCUUUAAUUUUGUACAAAUUUCUGCAAACUCGAAAUGUGUGGAGGUGCAAUACUCCGUGAUCUCAUUCCUCGGAACAUCAGCCGCCGUGUCUCCUCCGCGGACAUCUGGCCCUCCUCUUCUUCCACCACUAAACUCGAUGAUUUCGACUCCGACUUCAAUGACUUCUGUCAAGAGCAGCCACACUACACUCUCAAAAGAUCUCAUCAUCCCUACACAGGUGAAGAGCACCACGAAAACACCGUAAAAAAACAGCGAAAAAAUCUCUACAGGGGAAUAAGGCAGCGUCCCUGGGGCAAAUGGGCAGCUGAGAUCCGAGACCCGAGAAAAGGAGUCCGAGUCUGGCUGGGUACAUAUAACACAGCUGAAGAAGCCGCAAGAGCCUACGACAGAGAAGCUCGCAAAAUUCGAGGAAAGAAAGCCAAAGUGAACUUCCCGAAUGAAGACACCAAUGACCAUGAAGUUCAUUUCUCUGAUUCUAACAAAAAAUUCACACCGGAACUAAAACAAGAGGUGAAAGAAGAGGAGAGUGUGGAGAGUAAUCACAAGGAAGAAUUAGAUGAAGUGAAGAAGCUUUCUGAGGAGCUCAUGGCUUAUGAGGUGUACAUGAAAUUUUAUGAUAUUCCGUAUCUUGAUGGAACUGUGGAAGCUCAAGUGAAUGAGGUACAAGAAGUGGUGGUUGAUUGUGAGUUGAUGAAUCUCUGGAGCUUUGACGAUGUCGUUUGAGGUUUGGACAUGGUGGUUUUGUUGUUGUCUGCACUGGUUUCAUAACUGGAAACAGGAUUCUUGUUUCAAUGUUGUUUAUAAUUUCGUUUUGAUUAAUUUUAUUUAUUCUAUUCAGUAAUUGUAUAUACGCAAUUUUUGAAAUAAAUUAUGGAGUUUGUUUUUCA